Messenger RNA from Rhinocladiella mackenziei CBS 650.93, 336 nucleotides. RefSeq lists its product as uncharacterized. Lineage: Eukaryota; Fungi; Ascomycota; Eurotiomycetes; Chaetothyriales; Herpotrichiellaceae. The coding region runs from base 1 to 336 and encodes 111 amino acids. The record is from RefSeq and is a predicted model, not a curated record. Gene Ontology annotation, molecular function: oxidoreductase activity, acting on paired donors, with incorporation or reduction of molecular oxygen; iron ion binding; heme binding. The transcript has a single exon.
AUGGCACUAACAGUUCCCGGAACUACAGGUAAAUCUCAUCGCAUCCACGCUGCAGCACAUGAAAAGUACGGCCCCGUUGUCAGCGUAGUGCCCAAUGAGCUGUCUUUCGGCAACCCGGCCGUCGCCCGGCAGAUCUACACGUCGAGGAGUCUCGUCAAGGAAAAUGCGUUCUACGGAUCCAAAACGCUCUAUGAUCAAAUGCACAUCUUCGCCGAGAGGCACGUCGAAGCCCACUCGGCUCGCUGCAAGAUGCUCUCCAAAGGCAUUUCCCGUGCUGCCAUGUACGACUUCGAAUCACAUCUGGCACGAAAAGUCCGGGCAAUGUUGGAUCAGUGA